Messenger RNA from Octodon degus (degu), 5550 nucleotides. It is a transcript of the gene Bard1, whose product is annotated as BRCA1 associated RING domain 1. Gene Ontology annotation, molecular function: protein binding. The coding region runs from base 127 to 2448 and encodes 773 amino acids. The record is from RefSeq and is a predicted model, not a curated record. The transcript is spliced from 11 exons. NCBI's taxonomy places the organism in Eukaryota, Metazoa, Chordata, Mammalia, Rodentia, Octodontidae.
GCGUCCAGCCUGCCCAGUCGCAGGAACCGCUCGGCCGGGUCGGUCCGCUAUCUGCGCCGCGUCCGCCGUUGCCGGAGUUCAUCCGCUUCCCGCCCUCCCAGGUGCCGCCCUCGCUGCGGCGGGGCGAUGCCGCGAAGCCGGCAGCCGAAGGUCCGUUCCGGGAACCAGCCGUGCCCCGCGCCUUCCAUGGAGCCGGCGGGCGGCGGAGCCUGGGCCCACAGCCGCGCCGCCUUCGCCCGCCUGGAGCAGCUGCUGCGCUGCUCGCGCUGCACCCGUAUUCUGAGGGAGCCUGUGUGCUUAGGCGGAUGCGAGCACAUCUUUUGUAGUGGUUGUGUAAGUGACUGCGUUGGAACCAGAUGUCCAGUAUGUUCCACCCCCGCCUGGGUCAUAGACAUCAAGAUAAACAGACAGUUGGACAGCAUGAUUCAGCUUUGUAGUAAGCUUCGAAAUUUGCUGUAUGGCAAUAACUUUUCAGAUUUGGAAGAUGAUACAUCUAGGACAGAUUUAUUUAAUGAUGAAGAAAAUAAGAAAAAUUCAAUAAAAAUGUGGUUUAGUCCUCGAAGUAAGAAGGUCAGGUAUGUUGUGAGGAAAAUUUCUGUGCAAACCCAACCUCAGAAGACAAAAGAUGAAAAUGCUGAACAAGCCUCAGUGUAUGACUUUGUUUCUGCAACUCCUCCUACAGUUGUUUCUAAGAGUACUAUAAAAGCUUCUAAAACAUCUGCAAAGAAACGCAAAAAGAAAACUUUAGCUGAAAUUAAUCAAGAAUGGAAUUUAGUCACAGAGAGGGAAGGUGAUGAACUUGACCCCAAAGACGAAUUUAAGGAAAAGCAGGUAUCCUUCUGUAGCCAGCCAGCCAUUAUUGGUAGUCCGCAGGUAAAUGGUGAAGUAGACUUACUAGCAAGUGGCUCAGUAACAGAAUCUGAAAGUUGUGCAAGCUUCAUUGAAGCCUUUCUACCAUUGGCUGAGCAUAUAGAAUCUCCAGACAGUGACCACAAGAAUGAAGUGACUCCUGAGAAAGUCUGUGAAAAUGAUCUUACUUCUGAGAUAUCUUUGCCAUUAGGUCGUAGUGGAAAACGUGGACCAUGCAGCAGACUUUCUCAGUCCGUUUCUAAGAAGUGCAGAAGCAGUAUUCCAAGCACCAGUGAAGAUGUUGGGCAAACAGUGCUCUCAGAAAACAUGUCAUUGCUUGACUGUUCACCACCAGCUUCGAGCAAACUUAAGGCUGGUGACACAUUAAGGAAGGAAAAUGAUGAUGUAUCAGAUGACUCCGCUAGUCUGUCACCAUGUACGCUACCUUCUACACUGAAUAGUUCCAGUUAUAGGAGACUGAUGUCAAGUCCCUCAGCAGUGAAAUUGUCCCAGCCUGACUUCAUGGCCAGGAAAAGAAAUCAUAGAGGAGAGACUUUACUUCAUAUUGCUUCUAUAAAGGGUGAUGUGCCAUCUGUUGAAUACCUCUUGCAAAAUGGAAGUGACCCAAAUGUUAAGGACAAUGCUGGAUGGACACCAUUGCACGAAGCCUGCAAUCAUGGGCACCUGAAGGUGGUAGAAUUGCUGCUGCGGCAUAAGGCCUUGGUGAACACUACUGGCUACCAGAACGACUCACCACUGCAUGACGCAGCCAGGAAUGGGCACCUGGCUAUAGUGAAGUUCUUACUGUCCUGUGGAGCCUCCCGGAACGCUGUUAACAUAUUUGGUCUGCGGCCUGUGGAUUGUGCAGACAAUGAAAAUAUCAAGUCAUUAUUGCUGCUCCCAGAGAAGAAUGAAUCAUCCUCAACUAGCCCUUGUGCAGUAGUGAAUGCCGGGCAGCGUAGAGAUGGACCUCUUGUGCUUAUAGGCAGUGGGCUUUCUUCGGAACAACAGAAAAUGCUUGCAGAGCUGGCAGCAAUGCUUAAAGCUAAAAAAUGCACUGAGUUUGACAGUACUGUAACUCAUGUCAUUAUUCCUGGUGAUAAAGCUCAGAGUACCCUCAAGUGCAUGCUCGGGAUUCUCAAUGGAUGUUGGGUCCUGAAGUUUGACUGGGUAAAAUCAUGCCUACAAAGGAAGGUCUGUGACCAGGAAGAAGACUAUGAAGUGCCUGAAGGUCCACAGAGAGGCAGGCUCAACAGAGAACAGCUGUUGCCUAAACUGUUUGAUGGCUGUUACUUCUAUUUCGGGGGAACCUUCAAACAUCAUCCAAAAGACAACCUCAUUAGGCUCGUGGCUGCAGCGGGGGGCCAGGUCCUCAGUAGAAAGCCCAAGCCAGACAGUGACGUGACUCAGACCAUCAAUACAGUCGCAUACCACGCCCGCCCCGAUUCUGAUCAGCGCUUCUGCACACAGUACAUCAUCUAUGAAGAUUUAUCUAAUUGUCGCCCUGAAAAGGUUCGGCAGGGGAAAGUCUGGAUGGCGUCUUCAAGCUGGUUCAUAAACUCUGUGAUGUCCUUCACGUUGCUUCCUCUUGACAGCUGAAUUUUAUGCCAGAUGAACAUUUCAUAUUGUCCUUGCAUAGUUUAUGAGAUUGAGCUAUUGCAGUUUGUUACUCAUAUUUUUACAGAUGGAUAGAGUCAUUCACUUUUGUUUCUUAUUAAAAACAAACUUAUGCCAAAGUAGGAAUUCAUUUUGUAUUUGUCAUUUAGGUGCUGGGACUGCUUUAAAGAGUCUUUCUAUUGGGGUUGGGGAUACGGCUCGGGGAGUUGCCUGCCAGGCGUGUGCACUGUCUUGGGCUUGAUCCCCCACAUUACAAAAAUGAGUUAUUUCCUUUUAAACUGAUCUUUGUUUAUUUCAUCAUGUCUUUCUAGUAUAAUUAUCAACUAGCAGAGAUUAAUGAGAGGCUAUCAGAACUGUUGGUUAAAUCUGUGAAUGAUACUGUUACUCUAUCAACCUUUUAAUGUUCUCUGAUAAAAUCCACACCUGCCACCAGCACCAGUACUUUCUAUCCUUUAAUAAAGAGAAUAUUGUCAAAUUAUUAUUCUGCCUUUACUGUAAUGAGAAGAGUACUUGAUCUACAUGUGACACUAUAGGUGUUAAAUUUUCCUUUCUGCACUUGUGUACAUUUUACAUUGUUUUUAAUUUUUUACAAUUUUCUUGGUGUGUUUGACUUUUAUCCCUUUAAAAAAAAAUCUUGUAUAUUCAUUAAGAAAUCAUGAUUUGAACUAUAAUAUUAUUUGGGUUUUGGCAGUGCAAAUCAGUAGUAGGCUCAAGGUACAUAGUUUUUUAUUGUGUACAUUUUGUUUAUUGUUAACUAUUAAUAUAUAGCUGUUUCUUUACUGUGUAUGUAUACCUGUUGUUUCUGUGGAAAAUCAGUAUAGGCAUUUCUCAUAAAGUCUUACUAGAAAAUUGUCAAUCAAAUGUCAGUAAUUAGAUUAGAAGCAGUUUGGUAGAUCUUGUGAGGGAUGGAGCUAGGACCGCACCCGUCCUAACGCUAAGCGUGUGCUCUGCUUAGCUGCACCCUACCCGCCUUAAGUUCUUCAUAAAGUUUUCAGGUUGGCAUGUAGGCAGCAGCUGGAGAUUACUUGAUUUGCGACAAGAUUUUUCCUAGGUUAUGCAGAAAGCCUUAACCGUAAAUGUAGAGGGAGGACUCGCUCCUGAUGGCACAGUCAGGGCUGAGUGGCGGACAGUGCUCCUCCUGGGAAUGGCCCACGCUGAGGAACUUGCUUUGUCCCUAAUGUUCAUACUCUGAAUCAACAGGGGUGGGCUAGAAGCAGAGUUCUUUAAUAAGUUUCUAGAAAACAAAUAUGUCUGUGUAUUAUAAGCUUGAGGAAGGAGGUACUGUGAGACCUCUCUCUUGAGCCAAAGAGGAGUACAGUCUGAUAAUCAAUGGAAUAUCCCCAGUUUUAAAAUACUAUGCAGUUCAUUUUAGGAUCUGCUUAUUUGAUUGUUUCAGAUUGUGGUGAUCAUUUUAAAAUACCUUUUAUAUGAAUUCCUUUUUGGCAUACUACUUUAUCAACAAGUACUAGUGAACAAAAUAUUUUUUCUUUGUUGACCAAGGGCAAAUUAGGUCUGCAGUUUCCUCGAGGACUAUUACUGUGUUCACUCCACCUUUUGUGCUGAUAGAGAAUGGUGGCUGCCGCUGCACCAAAUGCUUUUGAGGAGUUAGAUAAUGUCUGGAUUAAAUUAAAUGGAGACCAUGGGAUUUUGUCACUUUUGUUGCAUGACGGACUUUAGGUCCCUUUUUGUGGCCUUCUAGGUCAUGAUCCUAGACAAGUUUGUGUCUUUUCCUUUCAAUUGAAUUCUAAUGUAUAAAAACACGUUUGAGGUUUCCUGCUCACACUUUUUUGUUCAAUUUCUUAGUGUGUCCUCCCUGUGUUUUUCUUUUUUCCCCCUCACUGUUCUUUCUUUGUCUGGCAGCAGUUAGUUUACUUAAGCUCUUGAAACUUAAAGUUGUACAUAGUGUGUAAAAGUGCUGUACUUCAUUUUUCAAUCACAGAGCCAAGCAUCCUUUUUGUUUACCAGAAAUCAUUAAAGUUACUUGUAUUUUCAUGGAUCUGUAUCUUUAUAAAAGUGAAUUAUUAUGUGUAUUGAAGAUUUAGAUUUAGCCUGACUUGUGAGGAGAUGUUUUUUACUUUCUUAUUGAACAUUAACACUUUUUAACUAACUUUGAGUAGAAAUACUUUUAAAGUAUAUUAGUUGCUAUAUUACAUUAAAUAAAUUAUCCUGGAGGCUGAGGAGAUAGCUCGGCAGUCUGAGCACCUGACUGGCAAGUGCAAGGACCUGAGUUUGGUCCCCAGUACCACAUGCCAUGCCAGCCCCAGAACCCCAGGCAUGUCAAGUUGGCUACCGAAACGGCCAGGGUGUGCACACAUGUAAUCCCAGCACUGGGGAGGCUGAGACAGGAGGAUCACUAUGAGUCCAAGCUGCAUAGCAAAACUAUGUACCAAAUAAAUAAAAGAAUUAAAAUACGUACAUCAAUUAUUCUGAACAUGGUGUAUCUUUAAUAGUUUGGAAUCAUCAGCAUUAGUUACACAGAUUGUCUUUAAGUCAUGUGCUGGGUAGAGUUUUCCACUUCGUGUCAUGUGGCUGUUUACCAGGCGGGCCUGUAUUGGUAGCUUUUUUUCCUUUCUCCUAACUGCCACUGCUCUGUGACUUUGAGACUGUUCAUUUGUCUACCAAUACUUGCUAAAAAAUGGAAACUAGGCAAGAAAUUAGAUUUAUGACUGAAGGAUGGACGAGGUUGUGAGGGUUUCAGUGACUUGCCUGAGGUUGAUAUAUAAAUUUUAGUAGACAUCGUUUACCAUUUACGUCACGUGUCAGUUUCCUUUUCAUUCUUACCUGCGAAUUUAGCAGCUAGAUGCCCUGUGUCCAGAUGAAGAUUAUGUUUUGAGAGGGUGGGGAGGGACAGGGGGUGUCACAUCAGGUUCUUACUCUGAUGCAUAUAGAAAAGGUUAUUUUAAAAGAUUAUGUACUGCAGUACAGUCAUACAUGUCUUCUGUUCUCUAAGAAAAUAUGCUAAAGUGGUUUGAAAUAAUAACUAAAAGACACUUUUGUUUGAAGUUGGAUUCUGAACUUACUGAGUAUAUGUCAACCCCUUUAAAAUAUACACACAUUACUUAAUAAAGGAGUAAGUUCAGUUGA